AUGUUAAGCCGCAAAAAUUCAAUUGAUUUGGAAAUUACAUACAAUAAAGAUAAAAACCACGAUGAUAAAUCAGCAAAAGAACCGAAAAGGACCUCCGGUUUCAAUGCAAAUAAAAAAAGCAUAAGCAAAAAACAAAGUACAGAAAAGAAAACUACCGUUAAUAAACAACCAAAGCAACGAAAUUUGUUGAAACCUGGUGAAAUGUUUCUGCUUUUUACAUCGAGACAAUUCACAAUUUUUGAUGAAGUGGAACUGCGGCCUGAAAACAAGUUAGGUAUAACACGUUAUAUGAGGAGGAGAUUGCAGCUCCAUGCAGUAUCGGAUAUUUCAAGAACCGGAAUCAUAAUUCCCAAUCGAAUAUCGUAUCCCAUAAAUACAUCGCAAUGGGAAAUCGAUUACAAAGAUCUGAGAAGUCCUUACUUGCGUUAUAUGAUAGCAACAGCAUAUUCGAUGGAAGCGAUAAGCCUUGAAGAAGCGAUUCCUGGCAAUAUUUUAAUAAUUGGCUUGGGUGGUGGUGCAAUGAAUAAUUAUUUACGUCAUCAAACUAAAAAUAUAAAUACAACAGUUGUAGAAAUUGAUCCGUUAUAUCUAGACAUUGCCACUAAAUAUUUCGGAUUUAUCGAAGAUGAUCGUCAACGAUGCAUUAUUAAAGAUGGUGCAGUGUACAUAAAGGAAAGCGUUGAACGGGGUGAAAAGUUCCACGUGGUUGUUAUAGAUGCAUCAUAUUCUGAUAUAACUUACACUUUGUGUCCAUGUGAAAUAUUUUUUAAUGAAUCAGUCGCAGCCUACUUACCCAAAAUUAUUGAAACUACUGGUGAGCUUUUUCGUUUUCUAAGUAAAUUAAAUGAAUAA
Dracunculus medinensis (Guinea worm) is the source of this 852-nucleotide messenger RNA. Lineage: Eukaryota; Metazoa; Nematoda; Chromadorea; Rhabditida; Dracunculidae. The record is from the annotation of a GenBank genome assembly.